AUGCCUAAACAGCAGUUCCACCAAGAAUCGUUCAUUCACGCAGCAGGCGAGAUCGGAUACCUCGAAGGACUCACCAUCUCCCACCAAACCAAUGGCGCCAGAAACAAACCGCUACUGCAGUACUUCGGCGGCAUUCCAUACGCCCUACCGCCAGUAGGACCCCAUCGAUUCCGCAAGCCAAGACCAUUGCCAGAUCACUAUCGCUAUGGCACGCGCGUCAGUCCCGGCCGCUUCACGCACUAUUCAGCAACAUGUCCUCAGCCUGACGGCCUGGGGCCGUCCGAUCGAUCGAAGUGGGAUGAAGACUGUCUGCAACUCAACAUCUACCUCCCGGCGAACCGACAGCGUCCCGCGAAAGGAUGGCCCGUCUUCUUCUACAUUCACGGCGGCUUCCUUCAAUGGGGUGGUCCCAAUAUGACGCCUGAGGCGAUGACGCCGCUUCUCAGUGAGACGGCGCUGAACGCUAUCGUUGUGAUGCCUGGAUACCGCCUGAACUUGUUUGGAUUCCUCUCCGGCAAAGAAUUGCAUGCUGAGGCCCAAGCGGACGGUGAAGCGAGUGGGAACAUGGGCUUCUGGGAUCAACGCUGUGCUUUGGAAUGGACGGCGAAGAAUAUUGGGUUCUUUGGAGGUGAUGCGGACAACAUCACCGUUGGAGGGUAUUCGGCCGGCUCGCAUAGUGCGUUCCAUCAGUUGGCUCAUGAACUGUACUUUGUGUCGGAUGAGAAGGCCGUCAUCAAGCGCACCAUCAUGUGGUCCAACUCUCCCGGCGUGCAACCAAGGACGCCUGCGGAUCACCAAGCUCAGUUUGAGGAGUUGCUCACAGCGUUGCGCAUUCCUCUGUCGCUCACGGCGGAAGAGAAGCUCGCGAAGCUCCGCUCGGUAUCUGCGCAAGAACUGGUAGACGUGCAGAACAAGUUGAAGAUCUCCGAGUUCCGAGCGACCACAGACAAUGCCUUCGUUUCCGCAGACUUGUUGGCCAACAUCAACCGAGGAGACUUCGGCAAGCGCAUGAAGAAGCGAGGGAUGAAGCUGAUGAAUGGCGAGUGCAGAGACGAGCAUAACCUCUACGAAGCAUGGAGGACGCCGGCGGCAACCUUUGACGCCGUCCGCACACGCCUCAUCGGCGACUACCCCGAAGCCGUCGUGGACAAACUAAUGCUGCACUACUGCGGGGAGGGCAAGUCUUUACCCCCGGGCGUCAAGGGCUGGCAAGAUCUGUUUGGCCGCAUCUACGCGGACAUGCAAGUGCACCACCUGGAACGCGGCUUCCAUCGCGCCCUCCAGCUCGGAGGCCUCGAGUUCGGCAAAGACGUGCUCCGCUAUCGCUUCAAUUGGCGCGCAGAGUGUGUAGACGGCAUCUUCCCGCGCGAAUGGGGUGUGACGCACGCCACCGACAUGGCCAUCUGGUUCUGGGGGCUGGACUACGGCGAGGGUUUGCUGGAAGCGGAGAAGCAGUUUCUGGCCCCGUGGAACAAGGUCUUUGCCGCCUUUGUACAUGGUGACGACGGCGAGUGGCAAACGAAGGGUGUCAAAGAGGUGAUGCGCCUCACGGCUGAUGGUGAGACGGAUGUGUGGGUUGACAAUCGGUGGGAAGAGGGGUUGAGACUGUGGGAUUUCCUCCAUGCGUCUGGCAGCGCGCCCAUCAAGGCCAAGCUGUAG
Messenger RNA from Neohortaea acidophila, 1659 nucleotides. RefSeq names its product Alpha/Beta hydrolase protein. Lineage: Eukaryota; Fungi; Ascomycota; Dothideomycetes; Mycosphaerellales; Teratosphaeriaceae. The coding region runs from base 1 to 1659 and encodes 552 amino acids. The record is from RefSeq and is a predicted model, not a curated record. The transcript has 2 exons.